AUGGUUCUCGUCCCAAAGUGGUUUAGCCUCCGCUGGGUUCUCCAUCCUUCAUCUUUCCUGUUCCCCCCAUCUUCCGCGACUGAUCUCGUUACAAUUCCACUCUCGAACAUUAAAUGCUUCUUUGAACGGCUGAUUACCCCGCGAUGGAUUGGGAUCGCAGAAGAUUUGACGACCGUCGCGGAGGAGAAAGUUAUCGACCAGGUGAACGACCUGGCCGAUCGCCGUCUCGGGGAUACGAUAGUCGUCGACGCUCGCCACCGCGAAAUCGCUCGCGUCCACGGGCCGACACCUGGGUACCCUCAAAUCGAACAUAUGGGCGCCCGCGCAGUCGCUCACCUGAGUAUCGACGCCGCUCUCGAACACCUCCAUUCCAGGGUAGAGGGUAUGGACCUGGCUCGUACGGUAGGCGGCGGUCUCCCCCACGACGAUUUUCGCCUCGAAGAGACGAUCGACCUCGAUCGCCUCCCCCUUCCUGGCGAGCUCGAUCCCCCGCGUACAAUGAGGUGA
This is a messenger RNA of Penicillium daleae, 507 nucleotides long. RefSeq lists its product as uncharacterized. The transcript is spliced from 3 exons. Lineage: Eukaryota; Fungi; Ascomycota; Eurotiomycetes; Eurotiales; Aspergillaceae. The coding region runs from base 1 to 507 and encodes 168 amino acids. The record is from RefSeq and is a predicted model, not a curated record.